AUAUAUUCUUCAAAUAAGAUUUUAUGGUGUCUCCGAAAUGAUGGUUAUGAUUGGCCUAAAAGUCCUCAAAGGUAUUGGACUGGUUUAGUCAGCGAUAGUGAAAUUUUAACCGUUGAAAAGUUAUUAUUAGGUGAUUUUAAUUUUAUGGAACUUGAAGUCGUUGCAGAACAUAAUGAAGAAGGUUAUGAAUAUCUUGUUGAAAAAGUUGAUUCAAAUUAUGUUGAUAAUGCAAAGUAUUACAUUUUAGAUGGUUUAUUAACUGAUGAUAAUGGUAAAGAAUUUAUUAUUGAAGGUGAAUCUAUUCCAAUCGAUAAAGGUAGAAGGGUAAAUUUUGUUGGUAAUAAAGUUUGGAAUUUUUGUGGUUUUAUGACUGCUUUUGGAAUUAUUGGUAGAUGUUGGAUAAACGGUGUAAAUAUUGAAAAUGCUGGUUUUUUCUGGCUUUGGGAAGAAGAUAUAUAA
Molecule: messenger RNA, 459 nt
Organism: Cetraspora pellucida
Lineage: Eukaryota; Fungi; Glomeromycota; Glomeromycetes; Diversisporales; Gigasporaceae
Source: the annotation of a GenBank genome assembly